CUUGGACAGUCAUUGAUCACUUACAAGGGACGGCUGCUCGCUGCACAACGCAUUUAGAGUUGACCUCGAUAUAGCUUGCGCCAGGUGGAGCUCUAUUGAAGCGAUCGGUUUCCGCUCCGGCUUGAUCUAACGUUCAAUAUGCUUCGAAUCGAAGUAGAUCAUCCACGCCCACCAGUGUUCGUCUACGGUGUCGGUCAACCACACGCCGCAAACCCAACGACCAUCCCGAUCAAUGUGACCUUGAUCAAUGAAGGGAAACAUCCUCUCAAAGCUGGUGGACUGAGAGCAGCAUGGCAAAUAACCUUACAAAAACCACUUGCUGGACGAAGCAUUCAAAAGAUCAUGGAAUGGGGCAAAGCAGAGGUGCUGGAAACUAUUGUUGUGGUCGUUCGGGAUGAGGAGAUCCUCUUGGUGCCAGGUCAGACACAGACAUCAUCUUUCACUCUCACACUACCUACAGAUCUUCCACCUACCACUUCCACUGAUUUCGAGCGGGUCUCCCAUACGCUCAUUGUAUCGGCCAUCACGCCGGCUCCGGACUACUCAGAGGAUCUGACACGGGAUAGUGGAAGUCAUUCACAAAACAAGCCAUCGUUCUUAGGCUUCAGAUCCAAGUCCAAGACGCACAGAUCCGUUUCCCCGACUCCUCCUCAAUCCGGAAAGCUCGCAGCGCAAAAUUCGAAGCUCGCAGACCUACCUCCAACAUUCUCUCCCAACGUCGGAAUAGUUCGCAAAGAGGUGCGAGUGGUCACCCCUCUCUCAGCGAGAGAUGUUCAACCUGGUCAAGAGAGUGAUCAGACGCGGGUGUUACCUGGCAUCGGGAACAUCAGAUUCAUCUCGUCUACGGGAUAUAUGACCGUCGGCAGUAUGACUUUCAUCUGCAUAAGGCUGGAAGAAAUCGAUCCCUGCGCGACAAUCUACGAGGUCAAGAUAUAUCUCGAGCAACGCGUCACUUCUGUGGAUGGACAGGAGACGCAUAUUGACAGGUACCUUAUUGGGAACUGGCAAUGUAGCGAUUCUCAGAAAGACGCUCUUGGUUAUCUUUGGCGGGGCCCAGAAGCCAAAAUCCAAUCUGAGCAGGAUAUCGAGCAGCAAGGCCACUCAGCAACCACUUUGGACUCUCUUCAUCUUAACAAUGUGCAUCGACUGCCAUCCGCAGCACUAGGUGCAAGAGCUUCCACAAACGUUCUACAUCAUCGCAUCGCGUCCUCGGUGAACCAUCAACUCGUGCUUGAAGUCACACACUCCUUGUACAGUGAAGAGACGCCGGGAAAAGGAGAUUGGAGCGAAGGAACCAGGAAGAUCUCGUCAAUCAGACGGAAUGUGAUACUGGAGGACUGUUCUUUGUCGCGGUCCAAUACCCAAGCUCCAACAUACGACCAGUACAUGGAUGUCAAUCAGGCCGAUCCGAGGAGAGAUUUGAAACCGUACGCUGAGGACAACAUCCCUGAGAGCUUCUACAUCCCUCGCGUGACCACUAUCAUGGUGAACGAACAGCAAGAAGGGAAAUCUAGGGUACACUCUGCAAAGCAGAUAGCUUCACUUGUGCGAGAGCAUCAACUCGAGACAAACACGUACUGCAUGUGUUUCUACGAAGGGACAGCGAAUGUCCCAGAGAAGGGGUCUGGUCUCAAUCUUUCCGAUACAGCCGACUUGUGGACAGAUGGUGCUGCAAGCUUACACCUCCGCGAAGCUGACAUGGCCGAUGCGAGGAAGCGACAAGAAGCCAAAUGGCGAGCUAGGCAUCCUGGAGCGAGGGAGAAUAUCCCUGGGUUCAUCUAUAUCUUUAUAGACGCUUGUGUCUGUCAGAUGGACGAGACUAUAGGUGACUCGCAUGCCGGGAACUCGAGAGCGAAAGCGGGAAUCACAUUACAGGCGGAUGGCAAUGUGAGGGACGACGAAUGAGUUGAAGGUCUAUCAAACAUUGGUCCCGUAGAGUUGGCGAUCU
This is a messenger RNA of Kockovaella imperatae, 1948 nucleotides long. RefSeq lists its product as hypothetical. The record is from RefSeq and is a predicted model, not a curated record. The transcript is spliced from 3 exons. Lineage: Eukaryota; Fungi; Basidiomycota; Tremellomycetes; Tremellales; Cuniculitremaceae. The coding region runs from base 139 to 1905 and encodes 588 amino acids.